GCGGACUCACUACCUAACGUCAUGAAACGGGACUUCACAUCCAUAUAAACAAUGCGAUGAUUUUUCAAAUCAGGAUCACGUAUAGAUAAUCUUUAUCAAGGAUUUAUCAAGGAUUGUCAGCCUGCACAUCAGGUCAAUAAAGAUGUCCAAACUGGAGCGUCUGAAUUCCCGAGUGGAAAAGUUACUGUCUAAAGCCGUGCAGGAAGUUCUGGAGGUGGUGAAAGAGACAGUAUCAGAGUACCAGGAGAAAACUGCCCGAACACAGAGAGAGAACAACAGUCUGAAGAGGAGGCUGCAAGAGCUGCAGGAGAGCUUAAGACUGGAAAGCAAUGGUAUUGCAACACAAACACCCCCUGCUGCCAGGCAAUCUAAUGCUGAGAUUAACUCCAUGGAAGGGGACCAGAAUGAAGAACAGGAAGAGGACAUCAAACUUGUUACCCCUUGUGACAGUGCAGCGAUUUGUCUGUCAUAUGACCAUGAGACAUCCGUCACAUCACAAUUCACCUCCUCUCUUUCCUGUGGAGCCACAACCAGUUCACAUUUAAAUGGCGAUAACUUUUCUGAUCCAAGAAUGCCAAAAACAGAGACUGAAAAUGGACUUUUAGCAGUAAUUUCAAACCAUGUGAUAGGUACCAGUGCAGCUGUAAACUCUGAGAAAGGCAAUCCAGUUAAAGAAGAGGCUGUGGUGGAAGAAUAUGUCAUACACAACACAAGUUACUCACAUGGUGAGGCUGAAAGAACAGCUGCAUCCUCACAUGCACCAAACAUAGAGCCUCAUCAGGCCUAUUCAGGACUUUGUAAUGAGACAGAGCUGGUCUUCUGUCUAAACCAGAAUAACACAGAAGAACCAUUAGGUCAAAGAUACAACAAUAUGACCAGAACAUGUGAAGAAAAGCAGUUCGUUGCACAGAAGAACUCCAAAGCUGGAGGUUCUGGCUUAAGAAUUUUCCAAAGAAGCGUCAGAAAACACUACUGCUGCCCACUCUGUGGCCGCACCUUCAGACAUGCAGGCGACUACAAAAAACACAGCCGUGUACACACUGGGGAGAAGCCAUACUGCUGCUCAGUGUGUGGGAAGAAAUUCAGUCAGUCAGGAUAUCUCACGGUUCACCUGCGCUACCACACGGGAGAGAAACCGUUCAGAUGCAGCCACUGUGGCAAAAGUUUUAGUCACUCGAGUAAUAUGAAGAAACACCAGCAGACUCAUUUGUGAGCCUGCAGUGUAUCCAGAUGUUUUUUUACACAUGUUGUUCAUAUUGCUGCCUGUUUCCUGCAACAGAUGAAAGAAUCAUUUAACAGAAGUUACGCCUUUAUAACAUUAAAAUGUCAAGCACGGUCCAAUAUUGAUUUUUUUAAUCUGAUGUUAAAACUAAAUAGACAAGCGGGAAUAUCAGUGUAAAGACUAAAAAUUUCUAUAUAGUAAUUGUCCGAUCUAAAAAAUUACACCUGAGGGUAGGUGUCAGGUAAAUUGAUUAAAUUAUUUCAUAUUCUACUCUAUAAAGAUUCUAAGUGAUUUAUAUUUUGGUUGUUAAAUUAAGAAAAGUCAAAUUUAUUGUUGAAAAAAAUGCUACAGGAAAGAGUCUUUGAAAUGAGACAGUGAUUGGCACAGAGCUUUAGAUAUUCACUCCAAAGAAUGCAGCUCCUAAUCUUGGACAUACCUAGGGAUGAGACACCAGAAGUCCAUCCAAGGAGCUUUAAUCCUGCAAAAAAAAUGAAUCAUAUUUGAUACUAUACAAUUAUAAUUAAUUGGUUUAUCAAAUAUGAGUCAUUUGACUAUCAAAUUUGAUUCAUUAGCAUUUUUGAGUCCUCAGCAAUCCCAUUGAGAUAUUUUUUCCCCCAUAAAACCGGAUGAAUACAACCAGAUACAUGCAGUGCACAAAUAAUGUACAAGGAACAGAGCACACUACACCACCUUGUGAAGUAUUAUUAUGUCAAUUCGUCUGAUGUAAGCAGUUACUUGUUUUAAGAAAGGUGCAGGUAUUAUAAGUUCGCUUCAUCCUGCUCCUUUCCAAUCACUGUAUUGGAAUGAAUAAAUAAAAUGAAAAAUGAAAAUGAAAAAAUAAAGUACAGCAAAAUUUAGGAAAGUCUCUUGAGUGACAGAAAUGUGAUUUUGCAUGAACAUUUUCACCAAUUCUGAAAAAGGUAAAAGAAAAUAAUCUAAUGAAGUUGUUACUAAUAUUAAAAAAAGCAAGUUACAAUUAAAUAAUUUUUUGGCUUUUUUUAUAGUAAAAUUAUGUUGAAAAUAUGUGCAUCCAUCUUGGUAUACCAGGUCAUAAAGGUAAAAAUGUUGGUAUUGAAUGAUUAUUAGCUAUUUCAGGUGGUUUUGUCAAUUAUUUUUGCACAAUAAAGUAAUGUUUUCUCUUUUGCAUAUUAAAUAGAUUAAAGACUUAA
Messenger RNA from Cheilinus undulatus (humphead wrasse), 2391 nucleotides. RefSeq names its product zinc finger and SCAN domain-containing protein 21-like. Gene Ontology annotation, molecular function: DNA-binding transcription factor activity, RNA polymerase II-specific; RNA polymerase II cis-regulatory region sequence-specific DNA binding. The transcript is spliced from 3 exons. Gene Ontology annotation, biological process: regulation of transcription by RNA polymerase II. The record is from RefSeq and is a predicted model, not a curated record. Bases 143 to 1213 code for a protein of 356 amino acids. Lineage: Eukaryota; Metazoa; Chordata; Actinopteri; Labriformes; Labridae.